AUGUCGUCGGAACAUGGAUUACAUGUUAUGUUAAGUUAUCAUUGGGAUAAUAAAGAACUAGUUUCAAAAAUUUAUAAAGUACUUAAAUCAAGAAAUAUACCCGUAUGGAUGGAUAUUCAUGGAGGAAUUAGUUUCAAUCUUUUUCAAAGUAUGGCUGAUGGAGUUGAAAAUGCUGCUGUUGUUGUUUGUUUUAUGACACAAAAAUAUCAGAAUUCACGUAAUUGUGAAAAAGAAUUAUUGUAUGCUGAACGAAGACGUGUUUCAAUAAUUCCAUGUCGUUUAACACGUGAUUGGGAACCAUCAACAUGGCUUGGAAUAGUUAUAGCUGGACUUGUUUGGGUUGAUUUUCGUGAAAUAACGGAAGCAAAUGUUGAUGUUAAAAUUGAUAAAUUAAUUGAUCAAAUUCGAGUUGUAGCAGGAAAACAGCUCAAUUGUUUUCUUCCAGAAACUCCCAGUGUGGAACAAACUCAUCCAAUAUGUGUUAAUAAUUCUUCAAAUACUCUUUAUCCUGUUCUUUCAAUAUCCAGUGAAAUAUCAAAUCGAAAUACAUCUGAUUUAAAUAAUCUUGUACGUGCUUCAUCAAUCGAUUCAACAAAACGAUCAACCAAUCUAAUAUCUCGUCAACAUCAAAGUAUUGACCAUACAUAUAAUACACCACCACCAGUACCUCCUCGUCCAAAUAAAGAUCUAAUUCGAGAACGACUAUCACAUACUGAUACAACAAAAACCUUCGAUAAAAGUGAAUCUAUUGAUGAAAAAAAAGAGAACAGUAUACCAAUCAGUAAUGGAAGACCAGAUAUAUGUGAAGUUUCAGUUCAAAAUCAAUCAAAUCCACGUUCUAUUCCAGAUGUUAUUGAUUUAUCACCAUCUGUCAAUAAUAGUGAAAAGAAACGCAGUGGUAUUAUUAUUGAUUAUUCAAAAUUUCGUCGUCCACCUCGUAUAAUUGGUGAUGAUAAUGAUGAAAUUUCAUUUUGCUGUCCAUCAGGUGUAGCUGUUUCGAAAACGGGUCUUAUCUAUGUUGCUGAUCAACAAAAUCAAUGUAUUAAAAUAAUUCCAUUAUUAGGAAGUGGAAAACAAAUUUUAUCACGUCCAUUUAAUCGACCUAAAGGUGUACAUAUUGAUGAACUUGGUCGUGUACUUGUUACGGAACAUAAUCGUUUACUUAUACUUGAUAAUGAUUUGAAUUUACUCAAAGCUAUUGGAGAUCAUGGAUCAAAACCUGGUGAAUUUAAUGUACCAUGGGGUGUUACAACUGAUUCAUCAUCGAAUAUAUAUGUAUGUGAUCAAAUGAAUAAUCGAAUACAAAAAUUAGAUGUUGAUGGUCGGUUUUUACUUGAAUGGGGCUAUGAAGGUGAACAUCCUGGUCAAUUUUAUUAUCCACAUUUUAUAUCGGUAUCUGGUAAUCGUGUUGCUGUAUCAGAUCAAUUAAAUCAUCGAGUGCAAGUAUUUGAUUGUUUUGGAAAUUAUCAUUAUAAAUUAGGUGAACCUGGUAAUGAACCAGGACAAUUUAGUUGUCCAUUUGGUGUAUGUAUUGAUGCAAAUGGUCAUUUAGUUGUUGCUGAUCAUGAUAAUAAUCGCGUGCAAAUGUUUGAUGAAAAUGGUGAUAUUGAACUUAUAUUAGAUAGAGAAACAAAUCCUUUAUUUGAUUUUCAAGGUGUUCAUGGUUUAGCUUUAACUCAUGAUGGUGGACUCCUUAUUACUGAUUAUAAACGAAAUGGAAAACAUCGUUUAUUUAUUUUUGCGUAG
Molecule: messenger RNA, 1746 nt
Organism: Adineta steineri
Lineage: Eukaryota; Metazoa; Rotifera; Eurotatoria; Adinetida; Adinetidae
Source: the annotation of a GenBank genome assembly